This is a messenger RNA of Penaeus monodon (black tiger shrimp), 692 nucleotides long. RefSeq names its product dual specificity protein phosphatase 23-like. Lineage: Eukaryota; Metazoa; Arthropoda; Malacostraca; Decapoda; Penaeidae. The record is from RefSeq and is a predicted model, not a curated record. The transcript has 3 exons. Gene Ontology annotation, molecular function: protein tyrosine/serine/threonine phosphatase activity. Gene Ontology annotation, biological process: cilium assembly; dephosphorylation. Bases 1 to 495 code for a protein of 164 amino acids.
AUGUCUCAGGUUUUGGGGAUGGAUUGUAGCAUUUCAUAUUCAAGUGCUCCCAACCUCGGUGUUGACAGCUUGACCGUUAUGAAUUUUCUAAAAUUUUGUGGAAAGACUGCUCAGCUUUGUCUUUUUCCUCUGCCUAGGAAUAAGGGAGUCCGAGUGCUCGUGAGCCUUUGCGUGGAGAGGCGGCCCCACAGGUCGGCGAACAGGCAUAUGGAGUGUCACGUAAUAGACGUGGAAGAGUUUGAAGACCCUUCAGUGGAGCAAAUGAAGGAAUUCAUUUCUAUCUGCGAGAAGGCUCGAGUUGAAAAUAAGGUUGUGUGUGUUCACUGCAGAAUGGGUCGCGGACGAACAGGUGUUAUGCUGGCUUGUUACCUCGUUAAGUUCUACCAGCAGGAGCCUAGCCAAGCCAUAUGCAACGUGCGGUUGAUGCGCCCUGGCAGCGUAGAGACGUGGGAGCAAGAACGCGCAGUUAAAAACUAUCGCGAUUACAUGGGUUGAAGACAAGUUCAAUGACACUAGCAGAUGCUGCGAGAGGCACCGGCACGUUAUCAGCCUCUUUUUGCUAGUGAAUGUAAGCUGGGAUUGUAAUGCAACCUAAACCAUCGUUAGAGGUGUAUUUGUGCAUGUUUGUGAGUUUUUGUAUGCGUGUGUGUGUUUAUCUCUAUGUUUAUUAAUUAAUUUAUUGUUUGUUUGUU